AUGCAUAUUUUGUGUACGAUAUGCAGUGAUCUCGUAAAUCAAGCUGAGAAUAUAUUUGUGACUAAAUGUGGUCAUAUAUUUCACCACCAUUGCUUGGUACAAUGGAUUGAAAGAUCAAAAACCUGUCCACAAUGCAGGAACAAAGUGACGGACAAAUGUAUGUUCCGUUUAUUCCCAACUAUAUCUAAUGAGAAUAACAGUGAAGACGCAGCCACUUUACAGUCCAGGUUAGACGAUGCCCAGCUGCAGCUGCGGCAACAACGGUCCAAGUUUAAGGAGAAGGAGGAUAAAGUAGUCAUUCUUACGGCGGACUUGAAGAGACAAGAUGAUCUUCUAAAAUCAUAUGAGAAGCGGCUGGUUAGCUUUGACUCCAAGGUGCUGGCUCUCAGGGAACAGCUGGAAAUAUUAAGCGUACAGAACAGAGAACUGCAUAAAGUGAAAGAAGAAAAUUUAAACUUGACGAAGAACAUGCAAACACUUAAUGGUCUACAACGAGUGUUAAAUGCAACGAGUGAUGAUGUAGAACAGAUGUUGCACAGCUACACUGAUGUCAAAACUAUUGCUACAUUCGCCACGGCUCUUAAAAGAGCUCUAUGUGACUCUGAGACAAAGAAGAAUGAGACUCGAGACAGGCUGCACAUGGCCAAACAGCAGCUUGCUUUGGAGAAGAAGACUGUUGCUGAUCUGCAGAACCAAGUCGUAAAACUAGAAGACGACCUGCACCAAGCUCAAAACAGAUAUGACUCACUGAACAGUAAAUAUGAAACACUGAAAAAUGAAAAGGAAAUGACAGAUUUGAAUAAUCAGUUGAUAAAGAAGACGGCGGAUGUAAUAGAGGUGCCACAAUCCCCUCUCCAAUCACUCAAUGACGCCAUCUUGGAAACUCCCAGCAAUAAUACUAGCUUUAACACACUGGUCCAUGAUAUAGAAAACUCAGACUCUCCCUACUUAAAUUUGAAGCAGGGCAGCUUAUUCUCUGUGGCAGUAUUACAACGACAACCAUUAAAACUUUCUGAAAAAGUCAAGCCAUCAGAAAACCUCUACCUCAAUUCCAUAAAGAACGCAACAAUGAAACGCUUGGGAGAAAAAUCAAAUUCACUCAGCUCAAAACACAGCAUCUUUCAUAAAAAGGAGCCGAUGAAGAUUGAAUCCCUUGACAACAAAGUUGGUGGCAGUUUGGACAUAUCCUAUGAUGGUUUAGGGGGCCACUCAAAGCUAGACACAUUCCCAGUCCCUAACAGGACCCCAGUCAAAAGCUGUAUCCCCAAAUUGUCCGCUAAACACAAACUCAAACGCCCCAAUCCAACUGGUAGCCAGGAUAUCGAAAAAAUGCUCAAAAAAAUUAAAAAAUAA
Spodoptera littoralis (African cotton leafworm) is the source of this 1353-nucleotide messenger RNA. Lineage: Eukaryota; Metazoa; Arthropoda; Insecta; Lepidoptera; Noctuidae. The record is from the annotation of a GenBank genome assembly.